Molecule: messenger RNA, 1912 nt
Organism: Canis lupus familiaris (dog)
Lineage: Eukaryota; Metazoa; Chordata; Mammalia; Carnivora; Canidae
Gene: SH2D2A
Product: SH2 domain containing 2A
Exons: 9
Coding region: 117-1433 (438 amino acids)
Cellular component (GO): cytoplasm
Source: RefSeq, a predicted model, not a curated record
GCGACAUUUCCUGCCCUCGGGGGCUGGGGUGAGAGAGAUGAGUUGCUGAGUGUGCACAUCUUUUGAGAGCACAUACACACACCCUGCUCCAGGGGCUCAGUUCCUAGCCUGGCUCCAUGGAGCUCCCCCUGGCCCAGAUCUGUCCCCAAGGAAGUGGCAAAGCCCCUGCCCCUACCUUCAGCACCUUCCAGCCCCUGGAGCUGCCCCGCAGGAGCUGCCAGGACCUGGGCUUGCUCCAGGGGCCCAGGAUCCAGGCCCUGAAGGCUGAGGAGGCCCAGCCCAGCCCCAGGGUCCCAGCUGUCCACACUGCGGUAAGGGGGAACCCGGCUGGCACCACUUCCUCCUUGGCUCCCCUCCUCCCAUCGGCAUCUCCUCAACCCCAAGAGGCUGCCUCUAGCCCAGAGGAUGCCGAGAAGGCUGAUGAGGUGUUUGGGGAAGGAGGCCAGUCCCUGCAGGCCGAGACCCGGGCUUGGUUCCAGAAGACCCAGGCCCACUGGCUCCUGCAGCACGGGGCAGCCCCAGCCUGGUUCCACGGCUUCAUCACCCGGAGGGAGGCUGAGAGGCUGCUGGAGACCAAGCCUGAGGGAUGCUACUUGGUACGGUUCAGUGAGAGCGCUGUGACCUUUGUGCUGACCUACAGGAGCCGGACUCGCUGCCGCCACUUCCUGCUGGCCCAGCUUGGGGAUGGGCGCCACGUGGUGCUAGGCGAGGACAGCGCUCACGUGAGGCUGCAGGACCUGCUGCAACACUACACAGCGUGCCCGCUCAGCCCCUAUGGGGAGAAACUCACCGAGCCCCUGGCCCGCCAGACUCCCGAGCCCGUCGGACUUUCCCUGAGCACUGAAAUGCCGGACUCUGGAAACAAAAGCCAGGACUCACACCCUCAGUAUGGCUUGAUCCUCAAAAAGUUGCAGAACGUAACCCCCACGCAGAAGGAGGGGGCCGGGGAGCCCAAGGAGGCUCCCCAGCAGCCCAGGCCCAAGCCUCCCUUGCCUGCGAAGCCCCAGCUGCCCCCCGAAGUCUACACAAGCCCGGCUCCGAAGCCCCGCCCGGCCCCCCCCCCCAAGCCCUCCCAUCCCAUCUACCAGGAGCCCGACGAGCCCAUCGCCUUCUACGCCAUGGGGCGGGGCAGCCCCGGGGAAGCCCCGUGCAACGUCUAUGCGGAGGUGGAGGUGGAGGUCCCGCCUGGGGCCGGGGGGCCCCCCUGCGUCCUCGGGCACCGGGCCCUGCGGAAAUGCCGGUCCAGGCCUGUCCCGGGAAGCCAGAAUCCAGGAGCCUGGCGACCACAGUCUGAGAACUCUGUGACUGGACAAGGCCCUUCUGUGCCCCACCAGCCUCUGCCCUGCUGGGGGCACACCCUCCCUCACAAUCUUUCUAGACAGAGGACAGAAGACAAAGGACAGGUGUGGCUUCCCUUGGGGCCUCCCCAGUAGCACGGAAAUGUCAGAGAUUUCCUGACAGGAAAUCUGGCUGCUCUCCAGAGUUCCACAGCAUGGAGGCCUGGGUGCUGGUGGAACUCCAGAUCCCAGUUUAGCCCUGUUCCCUGGACAGAUCAGGGCCCCCACAAGGAAGCCUGGAGUUCAGAGGAGCGGAUGCAGACUCAGCUCCCUUUCAGGGACCCAGGCACGGGCUCCCUCCCCAAAGUCCCAGAGAACCGGGUGGGUGGUGGUGGUGGUGGCUCGGUGAUGCGCAGUCCUCCAAGGAAGAGUGCAAGGGUGCCCCUGCUGCCUCCCACUGCCCUAGCUUCUCCUCCUGGAGUCUGAUUUCCUUGGCCCUCUGAGCCUUAGAGUCUGGGCCCUGGUCCAAUGCUGCUGUUGUCUGAGGAAUGGUUUGGCGAGAACAGAUGUUAGAACUUGUUUGUUGAUUCUUGCCUGGCUAAUAAAUCAUCGCCAACAACCUCUUCCCACAGGGA